GUUGACUUCCCUGUUUUUGUUUAACCAUCCACGGUCUGUCCUAAGUAUGUACAAAAGUACCAAAGUCACCAUCACCAUCGAUAUAAAUAUUCACAUUAGCUGCAACAACAACAAUAACAAACAUCAUUAAAUCAACAUGAUUGACCUUGGUGUAUAUGUUAUUGAACUGGUUGAACAUGAAGGAAAGAUUAAAUUACUAGGAUCAGCAGCUGAAAGGAAAGAUUGUGAUGAGAUACUUGAAAUCAAUGGUGAAUCUCUGGAGACAGCUACUCACCAAGAAAUCAUUCAAUACAUAAACCAGUGUAUACGAACUCGGACAAUAUGCUUACGAGUUAAAAGACGGACAAGUGGGAAAAACCAGGAACAAGCUGCUUCAUCAUCAUCUUCAUCUGUUGUUGAAACAACCAGCAAAUCGUGUAAAUCAAGUGUCAAAUAUUAUGAAUUGAGUGAUAAAAAUAUGGAAUUAGUAGAGUUAAAUACAAAAAAUUUAAGCCCCUACCGUGAGGUACCUGUUGAUGUUCCUGAAUCGUUUGUUGGUAUCGUCAAGCAAAAACCUCGAUACCCACCACCACCACCGCCUCCACCUCCUUCCAAUUCACCCUCGUUGGGGUCAACUCAGCCGAUGUCCGAUGAAGCUGAAAAAUUGCGUAAAUAUUCCGAAGACAUUAGUCGAAAGAAAGCGGAAGAGGAAUUCCUUCGUACUAGUUUAAGACAUAGUAAAAAAUUGAAACAAUUGGAACACAAGAGGAAAGUCAACGAAGAUAUUCAAUGUGAAUCUGCGGUUAACGAUGCCUUCGAGGGUGACGAUGAUUUUAAUGAACAAAACAAAAUUCUUCCUAGCAUCGAUUUAAAUCCCAUUUUAGAUCGUGUUGUCCAACAAUUAAAUAACGAAUUGAAGGAACUUGUUACCAAAACUGAUUUAACCAAAUUAGUUAGUGUUUAUAACAGUAUUAUGCAACAAAAACAAAAACAACUUUCCCUGCCAUGUGUAUCUAUGCCGGCAACUGAUCUCCUUGGUGACAUUGUUAUGCUUUUACAAAAGUAUCCUGAAAGUAGCGAAGCAGCAGAACUUCUUGAGAUACUUACAAAAUUUGAAUUGGAAGGACUUUGCUUCGCAUUUGAUCGGAUUGUAUCAACAGUAAAAGAUUAUGAACUGUCACCCGCAACUACUUCUCAUCAAGCCGUGAAAAAUGAUCAAGAAGUUAAAAUGGAAAUGGAAAUGGAAAUGGAAGACCUGAAUUGCGAAUUAAAUUCAAAUGUACGAGUUGUUAGGAUAGAAAAGUCGACAUGUGAACCUCUUGGUGCCACAGUGCGAAAUGAACCUGAUGGUAGAGUUAUAAUCGGAAGGAUAGUUAAAGGUGGAGCUGCUGAAAAAUCAGGUUUACUUCAUGAAGGCGAUGAAAUAUUGGAAGUCAAUGGUAUUGAAAUGAAAGGAAGAAAUGUCAAUCAAGUUUGUGAUCUGUUGGCUGAAAUGACAGGUACUUUAACUUUCGUUGUGGCCAUAAGGGAUCAAGUAACAAAAACUACAUCCACCGAAAAUCACACACAACUUAUCCAUUUAAAAGCAUUAUUUGAUUACGAUCCUGAUGAAGAUGUAUACAUUCCAUGUCGUGAAUUGGGCAUUUGUUUCUCGAAAGGUGAUAUACUUCAUAUAAUUGACCAAACAGACACUAAUUGGUGGCAAGCUUAUCGUGAUGGAGAACAGGACCAAUCGCUUGCUGGACUCAUUCCUUCAGUACAUUUCCAGUUGCAACGUGAAGCAAUGCAACAAUCAAUGUUACUUGAUAAUAAUAAUACUACUGCCCAUAACUACAAGAAUCGCGCCAACAAAAAAUCAGCAUCUUCCAUUAUAUUUAACUGUGGUAAAAGAUAUCAUAAUAAGAGGAAAAAACAUCGGAAAAUGAUGAGCUUAAUUUCAGGUUCAGAUGAAACUCUUACCUACGAAGAAGUUUCCCUUUAUUAUCCAAGAGCCAACAUCAAGCGACCUAUUGUUUUAAUUGGUCCUACCAACAUUGGACGCCAUGAAUUGAGACAAAAACUUAUGCAAGAUUCAGAAAGAUUUGCAGCAGCAAUACCUCAUACAUCGCGACCUCAACGUGAUGGAGAAAUUUCAGGAAUAGAUUAUCAUUUCAUAUCACGCCAAGCCUUUGAGCAGGACAUAAAAGAUGGAAAAUUUGUUGAACAUGGACAGUUUGAAAAAAAUUAUUAUGGAACCUCAUUGAGUGCGAUUGAAGCUGUUGUACAAUCGGGUAAAAUUUGUGUUCUCAAUUUACAUGUUCAAGCAAUUCCAAUGUUGAGACAAGGACAUGCUGGUGCCAAGCUUAAGCCUUAUAUCGUUUUUGUGGCUCCACCGACCAAUAUUGAGACAUUGAAACGAGUAAUAGCUUCAACUUACAGAGGUCAAGAGGAAGGCAAUAAUCUACCAUUGAAUGAGUUACAAGCAAUCAUUGACGAAGCCCGUGAUAUUGAAGUCCGUUUUGGCCAUCAUUUUGACAAAGUUCUUGUAGUGAAUGAUAUUGAAUCAGCUUAUCAAGAAUUAUUGAGAGAAAUCAAUUCCCUGGAAAGAGAACCUCAAUGGAUUCCAAGUAUUUGGAUUAAAUAAAGAUGUCCAUCUCAUUUUAAUCAUCUCCAUUAUUUAUACAUAUGCAUGUAAAGAAAACAAUCAAUUCAAAUUUACUCUAAAUGGAUCAUAUUUGUCCACUGUUUUACAAGCUCAAUUUUAAUCAAAUUGUUCUCACCAAAUGUUUGUUUUCUCUGUUUUUUUUCGCUUAGCUAAAUUUGUUUUCAAUUUGCUGAAAUCAGUUAUUAUUAUGUAGUUUUAAAAUUGAUCCAGCAAAAAGUACAAUGUAUUUAAAGAACGAUUUUAGCUAAAAAUUGAUGAAAGCGAAAGGUAAUGCUUACUUUUGCUAUGAUAAAACGAAACAUCUCCGAAAACAAUUCCAAAAAAUUAUACAAAUUAUAAUGAAUGCAAUUUUUGCUAAAGAGAUACGAAAAAAUGUGAUUAAUAAACUAUUGAAAGAUGUUUGA
This is a messenger RNA of Tetranychus urticae (two-spotted spider mite), 3027 nucleotides long. RefSeq names its product MAGUK p55 family member stardust (gene sdt). The record is from RefSeq and is a predicted model, not a curated record. NCBI's taxonomy places the organism in Eukaryota, Metazoa, Arthropoda, Arachnida, Trombidiformes, Tetranychidae. Gene Ontology annotation, molecular function: protein binding.